AUGUCAAUGAUAGCUGACUCUCUCCUGCUAUCCACCACAUCCAUUACGAGUAUAAUAAUCCUUGCUAUUCAAAAAUAUAAAAUAAAUUUUUAUAGUGAACCUGAUGUUCGCUUUUCAACCGCAAGAAAAGAUUACAUCAAAUUAGCUCUUUCAUUAUGUCAAGUCGCCUUAUUUUUAUUUUUGCUUUUCGUGAGAAUAUUUCAUGUAAAAAACCUAGAUGAGAAGGAAGCAUUGCAUGCCGGGUUACUUGCUUUUUGCUGGAUUUAUUUUAUGAUAAUGUGCUUAUUGAUCUGUUUUACUCGCGCAAGGAAUUGGAAAUGGAUCUUGAAUGUUCACGUGACAUUGAUCUGUGUGACCGCAUCUCUGGCUGCUACGUGGCAACUGCGAACCGCUUUGGUAUUUCGUCACGACACAAGGGAAUUAAUAAUUGCAAUUAUAAAUCUCGUGAAUUCCACAAUAAUUGCCGCCGUAGCGAUAACUACGCCCAAAGGUCCUCCUACCUUUAAGGAGGAAGGUCGUUCGAUCUCAUCAAUCAAUCAUUGUUCAAUUUGGGAGUUUAUCACAUUUUCCAUGACCAUCCCACUCAUUCGUAAAUCAUUCAAGACAAAUACACUUUACGAUUCGGAUUUAGAUGAAUUACCCAAUGAAUAUCUAGCACAUGCAACAUUUAAUAAAAUUAAAAGAUGGCGUAGUAAUAAAUUAUUAUAUAGGAUACGGAAAGCUAAUCAAAAAAUUCUUUUAUUAGAAACCUUUUUCGUAAUCUUGUCAUCAUUUUUGCGUUAUGUACCCAUCUUAUUCUUGUAUAGUUUGUUGGAUUUUAUUCAAGAGAAUAAAUUCGAAAAUUACGAGUGGGCCAUCUUUUGCCUCUUCAGUAUCUUAAUCGGUGGAUUAUUACACGUAUUUGCAGUAUCCCAACAUCAAUAUUGGGGUUGUGCCGUAUUACAAGUGAAUAUAAGUUCCAUGUUAAAUUCGGAAAUUUAUUCAAAGAGUUUAACCAUUAAAAAUAACGUUAACGAGAUAGGUAAAGUGAGCAAUUUGAUGGCGGUUGAUGCUAAUAGGGUAUCUCAAUUUGCAAUAUGGUGGGCAACCAUUCUCGAAGGUCCGAUUCAAAUCGGGGUUGGGUUAUUUUUCUUGUACAAACUAUUGGAGAGUGCCUGUCUAAUCGGAAUUCUGGUUUUGGUGGUAAUCUUGCCCAUUCAAAGGUGGUCCGGUUACUACUUUUCUAUAAAUCAAGAACGUCUCAUGAAAGCAAGAGAUUACAGGGUAUCCCUUAUGAGCGAAGUCUUGCAAGGUAUUCGUAUGAUUAAAUUCAAUGCGUGGGAAGAUAAUUGGAUGAGGAGAAUCCUGGAUGCACGAAAUAUUGAAUUGAAAUUCCUGAAGAAAAACUUUGUGAUGAUGAGCCUAUUCAACUUACUGUGGAUGGCUUCUCCGAUAUUGAUCACAGUUGCAAGUUUCUUAACCUACACUAAAAUCCUGGGAAACGAAUUAACGGCUUCCGUUACGUUUACUUCCGUCGUUAUAUUCAAUGAAAUCCGAUUUAUAUUAAAUGAUUUGGCCGAAUUAUUCGUGUUAGCUUUGCAAGCUUUAGUUAGUUUACGUAGAAUCGAGGUUUUCUUAACUACCGCAAAUAAAAUCAAAUGUGAUAAGGAUGUGAUUUUUGAGUGUGAAAAUAAAAUUGGGUUUGAAAGUGCCACCAUAACUUGGUAUAAAACUGAAAAUAUUGAAGACAAUUUCAUAAUGAAGGAUUUAAAUAUCGAAUUCCCGAUAGAAAAAUUGAGUAUUAUAUUUGGCCCAACUGGAUCAGGAAAGACAUUAUUAUUAAUGGCAUUGCUCGGAGAAGCGGAAAUUCAAUCUGGAAAAGUGUUUUGUCCACAAAAUCACAAAUCGGAUGAUGAUUCUGAUUGGAUAAUGGACGAUAGCAUCGCUUACGUGGCGCAGUACACAUGGCUGCGCAAUGGCUCAAUACGGGAUAGUAUUUUAUUCAAUCUACCUUUUAACGAAGAAAGAUACAAUCAAGUAGUGGAAUCAUGUGCGUUAGAUAAAGAUUUUGAGAGUUUCGUUGAUGGUGAUUUAACCGAGAUUGGUGAACAAGGUGUAACUCUUUCCGGAGGACAAAAACAAAGGAUCGCUUUGGCAAGAGCCGUUUAUUCGAGAGCGAAACAUAUUUUGAUCGAUGACGCGUUAAGUGCCGUAGAUGCAAAUACUGCGAAACAUUUGAUUAACGAAUGCCUUUCUGGUCCAUUAAUGCAUAAGAGAACAAGGAUUCUUGUCACUAAUCAUUUAAACUUGGCUUUAUCCAAUGCGAGUUAUAUGGUUGCGAUAAAUAAUGGACAAAUCGCUGUUAAAGGAGAAGUAUCGGAAUUAUAUGAUUCCGGAUCAAUAUUUCAAUUUUUAAAGCGCAAACCUGAGGAAUAUGUGAGUGAAAAGGUUAUUAUAUCGGAAACUAAUCCAAUCGAAAAUGCUAUUGGUACUUGUAAACCAUCACAAAUUCCUUCGGAAGGAAUCUCUAUAAUAGUUAAAGAAGAUUCAAUCGAUGAGAAUAUCACUAAUAAAAGACCAAAUGACGAAUUUAAUAAACCUAGGGUACUCGUACAAGAAGAAGGUAAAGAAUCUGGGAAGAUAAAAUUGGGAGUCUAUCUAAAAUAUUUGGAAUCAAAUGGAAAUUAUUUAUUCUGGAUAAUGGCCUUGAUAUUAUUUAUAAGUACAAGAACGGCCCAAAUAUUGGAAGGGUGGUGGUUAAAUGAAUGGUCGAGUUCAAAUAAGGAUUUAAAUAUUGAUUAUUACAUAAAGAUUUAUAUCAUCAUAAUCAUUUUUUCGGUGUUUUUCGGUGUUGUUCAGUUCUCUUUUCUGUAUUAUGGCUCAUUACGAGCAUCGAAAAAAUUGUAUUUUCAACUAUUGGCUACAGUUAUUAAAGCUCCGUUAAGGUUUUUUGAUACUACUCCGAUCGGAAGGAUAUUAAAUAGAUUUAGUAAAGAUUUUGAAGUUAUUGAUAGCACUUUAGCGGUUGAUUUGGGAUUAUUUCUACAUAAUUUGUUAAUGAUGGUUGGCGUUAUAAUCGUAAUAAUCACAAUCACCAAAGCAGCGAUCAUAUUUGCCAUAAUUUACGUAAUUAUUGGUGCAUUAUAUGCCAAAAUAUCAAGAGAAUUAAAACGAUUGGAUUCGAUAACAAAAUCUCCAUUGUACUCUCAUUACACGGAAACAUUAAUUGGAUUAACGACGAUAAGAGCGUUUAAGGUUACGGAGCAAUUCAUGAGCGAAAUGUUGAAAAGGAUAGAUGAUAAUAUUCGACCUUUUUAUUUCCUUUGGGUAGCGAAUCGCUGGCUACAAAUAUGGACAAACGGAAUAGGUGCAUUUUUUCCCUUUGUCACAGGUUUAUUCAUUCUUUUGAAUUUAGAAAAAAUCAAUGCCAGUUUAGCAGGGUUAUCGUUAUCAUUUGCGAUGACCUUUACAUCGCAAAUCAUGUGGUCGAUACGGAAAUAUACUCAAUUAGAGAUGAGUUUAAAUUCCGUUGAAAGGAUAAUUGAAUCUUUAUGCAUACGACAAGAGAAUUACCAAGGAGAAAUUGGCAAAGAAACGUUAGAGGAAAAGUGGCCUAGAGACGGAAACAUCAAAUUUGAAGGGUUACAAGUAAAAUACGCCGAAGAUUUAGAACCCGUGUUGCACAACAUUUCUUUUGAAAUUAUAGGGAAAGAAAAAGUUGGGAUAGUUGGAAGAACUGGAUCCGGAAAAUCAACGAUGUCAUUAUCGAUAUUCAGAUUUUUAGAAGCUACGGAGGGAAGGAUACUUAUUGAUGGUAUUGAUAUUAGUAAAUUAAGUCUUAAAGACUUGAGAUCCAAUCUAACGAUCAUACCACAAGACCCGAUAUUGUUCACUGAAGCUAUAAAUAAUUUGCCCGUAGAUCAAGAUUUUACGAGGAAAUCCGGAAAUAUCUUUUAUAGUUUAGAUACACAAAUUAACGAAGGAGGUAAUAAUUUAAGUCAAGGACAGCGUCAAUUAUUAUGCCUUGCAAGAGCCUUGUUAAAGAAAUCUAAAAUCAUAAUCAUGGAUGAAGCUACUGCUAGCAUUGAUUUGGAUUUGGAUGAAAAAAUUCAGAAAAUGAUUAAAACCGAAUUUAAUGAUUGUACGAUAAUUUGUAUUGCGCAUAAGUUACGAACAAUAAUGGAUUAUGAUAAGAUAUUGGUAUUAGGGAUAGAGAACCCCACCAUUAAUGCUGACGUGCUAGAAAAAAUGGAAACGGAAACAAAAAAAACCACAACAAUCGUGACUGAAAUUGGAAAUGAUAAAGAUGAUAAUAAUGAAACCAAAUUAAUAACCGAAACAAUUACUACAAAGACUACAGUAGCAGAAUCCGGUAAAUCAUGGUACACGAAAAUCAUUGGAAAAUUUGAAAAAAUAAUUUAUGAACGUCUUCCAGAAACAUUAAAAUAUAAUCAAAAGGUUGUUGAUGCACUUGACGCCUUGAAAGAGAAUAUAUCAAAAAAAACUAAUGAUAGUUCGGUUCAUCCGGAAAUCGAAUGGGAUGCAGAAGUUAGAUGUUCCAAUGAACUAUGUGAUGAUGAAAUAACCUUUUUGAAAGAAAGGAAAGAGUAUAUAAAAGGAAGUUUUGCUAAAUAUAUUGGAGUUGAUGUUGAGGAAAUUCAUGUUGAUGAUAUUCCUGUAAUUGCGUUUGCCGGAAGUGGUGGAGGAUUCAGAGCUAUGAUCGCCACCACAGCUUAUAUGAGAGCAUUGCAAGACUCCGGCUUAUAUGACUGUGGUGUUUAUUAUAGUGGGUUAAGUGGAAGUUGUUGGAAUCUGGCGACGCAAUAUUCUUCAUUAUGCGCGACAAAAGAAAAUCCAAUUCAAGCUGUUUUAGAAUAUUUCAAGGAACAUUUAACACAUCAUAUAGCAAAUCCAUUAGGACUUUUGAAAGCUUUAUCAAAGAAUUCAUCACCUGAAACAGCGGUUGAAUUGGUAUUUGGCGGAUUGGUUCAAAAAGAAGGACUGGAUUUGCCAUUACAUGUAAUUGAUGUAUAUGGAUCUUUAUUAUCUGCUAGACUUCUAAUCGGAAAUGAUCCUGACUCCCAGCAUCAGGAUUUCAAACUUAGUCAACAAAAACGAUUUUUGGAGGGUGGUAAACAAAUGAUGCCUAUAUAUACUGCUAUUUAUCACGAACGACCUUGGAAAAAUGAAUUGGAUGAAAAAGAUGCUGCAUUUGUGGAAAAUUAUGAGCAAGUAUGGGCUGAAUAUUCCAAGAAAAAGGAUCAUUUGGCUUGGUAUGAAUUUACCCCAUUUGAAAUUGGUUGUGAUGAACAAGCUGCGUGGAUACCUACAUGGGCUUUUGGACGUAAAUUUGAAUUAGGAAAGAAUCUUAUUCGUAUACCAGAACAAAAUUUUACUCCGUGUGCUCCCAUUUAUAUCGAUAUUCGACAAUUUGAGCACUUUUUACCUGAAGGUUGGUUGAAAACAAAAUGGAAAAAAUUGUAUGAUGGGGCUAUGGAAGAUAUUGAAGAAGAGGAAAGAUGGAAAUUUGAAGGACAUCAUUUAAUUCCAACUGCAUCUAAUUUUAAUUAUAUGUAUCAUUUAAAUCCGCCGCCAUAUCAACUUGGAUUGACUAAUGAUCCAAUGUUAGAAUUAAUCGAUGCCGGAGCAUCUAAUGACUUGCCAUUAUAUCCAUUGGUUCAUCCAAGUAGAAAAGUUGAUAUCAUAAUUGGUUUUGAUAGUUCAAGUCAAAUUAUUAAACAUGAAUAUUUUGAACAAGAACAAUUAAUUUUUACAUCACGAAAAGGAAUAACAAGAGUAGCUCGUGAUGUGGAAAAUGAAUACUGUGAAAUUUAUGAUUAUAUCCCAACCGGAUCAAGUGAUGGAUACACAACGCCUGCUGCUCAUCCUAGCAUAUUUUGUUAUUUACCUUUUCUACCUAAUGAAAAGGUCGAUAAAAAUUUCGUACCUAGUACUGCUAAAUUUGCUUCCUUUGCUAAUUUUUCUUAUACCCCUGAACAAAUUGAUUUGAUGGUUAGUUUGGCUAAACAAAAUUGGCUUGAAGCUGAAGAAAAAGUUAAAGGUGUCAUUAUUGAUGCUUGGAAGAAAAAAAGGGAUGCCAGAUUAAGUCAUGUUUGA
Molecule: messenger RNA, 6096 nt
Organism: Funneliformis geosporum
Lineage: Eukaryota; Fungi; Glomeromycota; Glomeromycetes; Glomerales; Glomeraceae
Source: the annotation of a GenBank genome assembly